Ostreobium quekettii is the source of this 819-nucleotide messenger RNA. The record is from the annotation of a GenBank genome assembly. Lineage: Eukaryota; Viridiplantae; Chlorophyta; Ulvophyceae; Bryopsidales; Ostreobiaceae.
AUGUCUGACAACAGUUCCCAAUGGCAUCCUUGCUCAUAUUUGAUGGAAGCACCACAGGACUACGAAGAGUUGCUUGACACAUUUCUGGUGGUCCAAGGACAGCAGUUCCCUGUGAACAGUGGCUUACUGGCAACACACUCCCGUGUCUUCCGCAUGAUGAUGAUGGAUCUGAAGGGUGCUGGGCAUUCAACUGCGGAUGAGAAAAUGUCCAUACCGCUUGAUGACUCAGUUUCUGCUAAAGAUGCUGAAUUGUUGCUUUCAUUUGUGUAUUGCAAGCGCACAGAAGUGGACAUGGUCGAAGAGGCAAAAACGCUAAUAUUGCUUGCUGACAAAUAUGACAUACCAUUCUUGGGCCCAUUGGUGGAGCGAGGGCUAUGCCGAUCGAUGGACAAGCUGGUAUUCAUGAAGGAGAAGCGGCCUGUUGCUAUGGAAGACUGCCACAAUGCCGGCUGGUGGCUGGCGGUGGCAGAGCGCAUGAAGCUGGAGGACCUUAGAAUGACCUGCCUGUGUGUCAUAAUCCGUGACUUGGGCCGAAACAGCGACUUUCCGAAAGAGAACAAACAAGCGUUGGUGUCGCUGCAGAUUUACGGAGUGACUGUGGACGCAGUAUGCGAAAUUGCUGCUGCAAUUGUGAAUGCUGCUGAAUUCCAUGACGUCAGUGUCGACAUUUAUGAUGAAGAUUAUGAAGCAUUUGAAACUUUGCAGGUGCACCAUGUUCGCAACCGCACAACUAAAGCAUCUGCGGAACAAUUUGAUGUGAACCUGGAAAUUGACUGUGAUGCGUUGCCACUGACACUGAGGCUGUUAUGGCUUCGUUGA